AUGCCGAGCUGCUCAGACCAGGAGAUGAGGAGACCCCCACAGCGGCGCGGAGCCUGCCAUGUCCCCGUGAUGCCACCACCAGCCCCCUGGGCAACCAGCGCCUCUGGAGAGGGCACAGAUGCUGUAGUCAUCCUGGAAAAGACUCCUUUCCAGGAGGAGAAGGUAUUGGACCUGCUGAAGAAGCACACGAAGCUGGAGCUGCAGAUGAGCAAUGACAUUUACAGCACAUACCACCUGUACCCUCCCCUGGAGCUGAGUGAGAUAAAAACCACAGUGGUGUAUCCUGCCACAGAGAAACAUCUCCAGAAGUACCUCCGCCAAGAAGUGCACCUCAUCCGUGAAACCUGGGAGGAUUACAAGGACAUAACACUGCCCUUCAUCCAGUCCCAGAGCUUCAGCAUCCAGUGGGUGUAUAACAUCCUGGAGAAGAAAGCUGAGGCCGAUCGAAUCAUCCAUGAAAACCGAGAUCCUUCCAAUGGCUUUGUGCUAGUUCCAGAUCUGAAGUGGAACCAAAACCAGCUGGAUGACCUCUACCUGAUCGCGCUCAUUCACCGCCGAGAUGUCCUGUCCCUUCGGGACCUCACGGCCGAGCACCUCCCGCUGCUGAGGAACAUCUUGCAAGAGGGCAAGGAGGCUGUAAUGAAGCGUUUUGGGGUUCCCAGCUCCCAGCUGCGGAUCUACCUGCAUUACCAACCCUCCUACUAUCACCUGCACGUCCAUUUUACUGCCCUGGGCUAUGACGCCCCGGGCACCUCCGUGGAGAGGGCCCAUCUCCUGGCAGAUGUGAUUGACAACCUGGCCACUGACUCCAUGUUCUACCAGAAACGGGCUUUGACCUUCGCCCUUCGGGCUGACGAGCUUCUCUUUAAGAAAUUCCAGGAGGCUGGAAGAGUGUGA
Chaetura pelagica (chimney swift) is the source of this 897-nucleotide messenger RNA. It is a transcript of the gene DCPS, whose product is annotated as decapping enzyme, scavenger. The transcript has 6 exons. Gene Ontology annotation, molecular function: hydrolase activity; RNA 7-methylguanosine cap binding. Gene Ontology annotation, cellular component: nucleus; P-body. Gene Ontology annotation, biological process: deadenylation-dependent decapping of nuclear-transcribed mRNA. Lineage: Eukaryota; Metazoa; Chordata; Aves; Apodiformes; Apodidae. The coding region runs from base 1 to 897 and encodes 298 amino acids. The record is from RefSeq and is a predicted model, not a curated record.